Molecule: messenger RNA, 924 nt
Organism: Insectozyma verbasci
Lineage: Eukaryota; Fungi; Ascomycota; Pichiomycetes; Serinales; Debaryomycetaceae
Source: the annotation of a GenBank genome assembly
AUGCAUAGAACUUAUUCAUUAAGAUCUUCAAAAGCACCUACUGCUUCGCAAUUGCAAUCACCACCCCCACCUCCAUCAUCAACCAAAAAUAGAUUUUUUGGUUCGGGUGGUUUAUCAUCAUCAAUUAGAAAAGCGGCUGCUGGUGCAACAGGACCAGAAUUGAGUAGAAAAUUAACUCAAUUUAUUAAAAUGGAAAAAAAUUUUAUGAGAGCUGUUGAAGUUACUUCGAGAGAAAGAAAAGAUAUUGCUAAACAAUUAUCAGCUUGGGGUGAAGGUAAUGAUGAUGAUGUUUCAGAUGUUACUGAUAAAUUGGGAGUUUUAAUUUAUGAAAUUGGUGAAUUAGAAGAUCAAUAUAUUGAUAAAUAUGAUCAAUAUAGAAUUACUUUAAAAUCGAUUAGAGAUAUUGAAGGUUCAGUUCAACCAUCAAGAGACAGAAAACAAAAGAUUACUGAUGAAAUUGCUCAUUUAAAAUAUAAAGAUCCACAAUCCCCAAAAAUUCCUGUUUUAGAACAAGAAUUAGUUAGAGCUGAAGCUGAAUCAUUAGUUGCUGAAGCUCAAUUAUCGAAUAUUACAAGAGAACAAUUAAAAGCUGCUUUUAAUUAUCAAUUUGAUGCAACAAGAGAAUUGGCUGAAAAAUAUGCUUUAAUUGCUGGUUAUGGUAAAGCUUUAUUGGAAUUAUUAGAUGAUUCAGCUGUUACUCCAGGUGAAACAAGACCAGCUUAUGAUGGUUAUGAAGCUUCAAAACAAAUUAUUAUUGAUGCUGAAAAUGCUUUAGCUUCAUGGACUUUGGAUUCAGCUGCUGUUAAACCAACUUUAUCAUUACAUCAUGAAUAUGAUGAAGAAGAAGAAGAAGAACAACCAGAAAUUGAUGAAGCUGCUCAACAAGAAUUUGCAAAACAUGAUGAAACCAAUCCAGGUAUUUAA